CAAUAAUCUUGCAAUGGCCGCCAAGGUCGCCGACGCCGCAGACAAACAAUCGCCAUUUUUAACAACAGUCCACAUUUUCCCCUUGACCGAAAUGCGUCGAUAAGGGGCUGUUUUCCACCCACAACACAUAUUAAAUCUAGUGCAUCUUGUGUAUGUGAUGUUUGAUUGACUAAUAGACGCGUAAACGCAAGCGUUCGUUCAAAAUGACGCAAUUCUUGCCGCAUAAUUUGUUGGCGUUAUUUGCCCCACGCGACCCUAUUCCAUUUCUACCACCUGCGAGCAAGUUACCCCACGAGAAGAAAAAUCGUGGAUAUGGUGGCGUCGGUGAUUUUUUAGACCAAUUUGAAGAUCCAAAAGAUACUCCACCACCUACAAGAGUUGAAACAAGAGAAGAACGCGUCGAGCGACGCAGAAGAGAACGUGCCGAGCAAGUUGCUUACAAGUUGGAACAGGAGAUAGCAGUUUGGGAUCCUACUGGGGCUACAAAUGUCACUUCAGAUCCAUUCAAAACCUUAUUUGUUGCAAGAAUUAAUUAUGAUACAUCUGAAUCAAAACUGAGGAGAGAGUUUGAAGGCUAUGGACCAAUCAAAAAGAUCCUCCUCAUCCACAACACCGUCAAUGGCAAACCGCGAGGAUACGCGUUCAUUGAAUAUGAACACGAGCGCGACAUGCACUCUGCGUACAAACAUGCGGAUGGUAAGAAAAUUGACGGGCGGCGAGUACUCGUUGAUGUUGAGCGGGCUCGCACAGUCAAGGGAUGGCUUCCAAGGCGGUUAGGUGGUGGUUUGGGUGGUACGAGACGUGGUGGUCCCGACGUGAACAUUAAACAUUCUGGCCGCGAAGAUAACGAACGCGAGCGUGAGCGUUAUCGCCUGGAACGGGAGCGCGAGGAACGCGGUGGAGGCGGCGGCGGCGGCGGUGGUGGUGGUGGUGGCCGUGAACGCGAUCGCGAACGUGGGGGAGGUUAUGGUAAUGCCGGCGGUGGCGGAGGAGGAGGCGGUGCGGGCGCAGGUGGUGGCGGCGGUGGUAAUUUCGAUCGGCGCCGGUCACGAUCCCGCGAACGCAGGAAACGUUCACGGUCCAGAUCGCCACGGCGUGAGAAACGCCGCCGAAGCCGCGAGCGACGCGCUGCUGAACCGGAUGUCGAGGAUGUUGAUAGACGGUCAAGGGAUAGGAUAGAGAUCGGUAAUGAUCGUGAUAGGGAACGUAAACGCAGAAGGUCAAAGUCUCGCGAUCGGGACCGUGACAGGGAGCGUAAACGCGAACGCCGGGAGCGGCGCGAGCGUGAGCGUGGUGAACGCGGCGAGCGGUUAGAAUAUAUUAAGACAGACGAGGGUGGUGAAAUCCGCGUCAAGGAGGAACCCGUCGACGAUUAUCCAGACUAUCAACAAUAUCAACAACAAUACGAGUCGAAUGUUAAAUAUGAAGACGAGGAUGAGCGUAAGUGACCCGACACAGCGAACGGAAGCAGCACGCGACGUUUCGCCGCCGAGGAUGACGAAUACGAGGAGGGAGAGGCUUACUAAGCGACAAAAAAAACCUAGAUUUACGUUAAGUUGCCACUGUAGCGCGUCGACUAGCGAUUAGAUAAAGUAAUUAUGAUAUGGUAAAGCAUGCGUGCGAAGCUCGUGCGCAAAAAGCAUCGCAAAUCACGACGACACUCCCGACGCUUUCUCCACACGCAUUUUGCAUUUGAAUAUUCCGUAUCACAACGCUCUCGAAAUCGUCGAGUCACUUAUUCGCGUUGAGUCCAAAGGCGCGGGAGUGUCGUGGGGUAAUCUUACGUUGCACAAAACACUGAAUGACGUGAUGGUUAUUUUAUUUGAUUUAUUUCAAGUGUGUGUGGAGAGUGUAUAACUGUGUAACAAACAAGUUUCUGUUUAUCUAGCAUAUAUAACGUGACCUUAAAUUUUAAGUUUGGUUCAGACUCGUGUAGGAAAUAAAGUGCACUCGAUUUUCGAUCCUGAACGAACGCGUUUGCUCUUGGUUGUGCGAUGUGCAUCCUAUUUGUUUACACCGAUCCCGAUCCUGCCCAAGAUGGUUACCGACUCAUCGUUGCGUCGAACCGCGAUGAGUAUUAUGUCCGACCGGCGAAGAAAGCGUUUAAAUGCGAGACGACAGGCGUGAUUGCUGGAAGAGAUAUGGAAGUUGGGCGAGAAGGCGGUAGCUGGCUUGGCAUGUCAACUUAUCCCACAGAUGCCUAUAAAUAUCGAUUCGGUGCGCUGUUGAACGUUACGGGGGAAUCGAAAGAAUCGCACAAAGGACGCGGAUUUAUUGUCAUUGAUUACCUGGAGGGAACAAUGCCCAUCGAGGAUUAUCAGCAGUAUUUGCACAAGGAUGAUGUAGAUUAUCACAGUUAUAAUUUUGUUAGCAUCGAUUUGGGUAAAGAAAUCACAAUUCGUCAUACGACUAACGCGGAGAAUGAAAUCGAUUCGUCAUUUGAUGGAACAGGAAAACAAGUGCUUGCUUUCGGUAAUAGCACCGUAACGACGCCAUUACAAAAAGUUUUAGCUGGUAGAACGCAAUUCGAAAGCAUUGUGAACAAAUUAAAUAGUAAAAAGCUUAGUGGACAACUCACAUAUCAACUUAUAGAGUUACUAAAGUUAACUGAAAGACAUCUACCAGAUCCAGAAUUACAAAGGAGAGCACCGAAAUCCUACAAAGAACUGUCAUCUAUUUACGUAGAAAUGGUUCAACCCGGCUAUGGUACCAGAACGCACACGGUAAUAUUGGUAGAUCAUGACUGGAAUUUGCAAUUUAAAGAAGUCACGAUGAAGGAACCAAUCAACGCGGAGCAACCGGAAUGGGAAGAUACUAACAUAACUGAUUAAGUAAAUUAAUAUUCUAGUCAUCUUAUUUUAACUUAAACACUAUAGCAUAAGAAAAGACAUGAGUUUAUGUACCUUCUAUACUUUAAUGUAAUAUUAUAUACGUACUGCUCUAA
Molecule: messenger RNA, 2944 nt
Organism: Dalotia coriaria
Lineage: Eukaryota; Metazoa; Arthropoda; Insecta; Coleoptera; Staphylinidae
Product: U1 small nuclear ribonucleoprotein 70 kDa-like
Biological process (GO): mRNA splicing, via spliceosome
Cellular component (GO): U2-type prespliceosome; precatalytic spliceosome; U1 snRNP
Molecular function (GO): mRNA binding; U1 snRNA binding
Source: RefSeq, a predicted model, not a curated record